AUGAAAGAGGGCCAGUGCGGCUACUUCACUUUCAUUCCCGUCAAGAAGAUCACAUGCGGAACCUUAUCUGAGUCCGUUUGGAAAACAGGAACGUCCUGCAGCACGUCCAAGAAAGACGGUGCCAACCACAAAGUUAACUACUGCGUCGACCAGCUCUGGAACAUCAGAGACAAGACCAGCGGCAAGGAGGUACCCGAUGGCAUCACUAUCUUCGUCCACACGAACUGCAGCACGCGUGAGCCGCUGGCCAUGGAGAAGCAGGACCCAGCGUAUGCCGCACCCGGCGUGGCCCUUGACAAGGAAAGGAACCAGAAGGUCCAGCAGGAUUGGGUCUGGAACUCGUGUAGCUUCACUUGGUUCCAAGAUCAGAAGAAGCUCAAGGUGUUUCUUCGUGGCGGCGGGUUCCGCGAUGACAAGAUUGCAUCCGACGGAGACAAACUCGCCUCCGCGAUUACCAAGUGUAGCGGCGACGCCGGUAUACUUGACUCGACGUUUCAGUGGUUCUACAACGAUUACUACAGGUUCAACACCAAAUUCCCUGAGCCUAGACCGAAGGAGGUGGGUGCGUCCUGGUUUUUUUCGGCGAUAGUGCCGGCGAAAACUAGCCCAAAAUGCGUCGGGGACGCCCUCGUGGGCAUGGGAGGCUUCAAGGAUCAGUGUGUUGAAGAUGAGCAUUCUGUCAAUGGUAAGAAAGUCUCGGAGUUGUAA
Molecule: messenger RNA, 708 nt
Organism: Colletotrichum siamense
Lineage: Eukaryota; Fungi; Ascomycota; Sordariomycetes; Glomerellales; Glomerellaceae
Exons: 2
Coding region: 1-708 (235 amino acids)
Source: RefSeq, a predicted model, not a curated record